Molecule: messenger RNA, 1140 nt
Organism: Neltuma alba
Lineage: Eukaryota; Viridiplantae; Streptophyta; Magnoliopsida; Fabales; Fabaceae
Product: TMV resistance protein N-like
Exons: 3
Coding region: 1-1140 (379 amino acids)
Biological process (GO): defense response; signal transduction
Molecular function (GO): ADP binding
Source: RefSeq, a predicted model, not a curated record
AUGAGUUAUCCUAGCCUCCCAGGUAGCUCAUCUUCUCGGAGGACCUGGAAAUACGAAGUUUUUCUGAGUUUCAGAGGCGAGGAUACUCGCAACAAGUUCGCUGGUCAUCUUUUUUCUGCUCUUCAACGGAAAGGUAUAUUUACUUUCAGGGAUGACAAAAGGCUCGAGAAAGGACAAUCCAUUAAACCGGAGCUCCUCAAAGCAAUCGAGCAAUCCCGAAUUUCUCUUGUCGUCUUCUCCCAAAACUAUGCCGAUUCAUCAUGGUGCCUGGAAGAACUGGAAAAGAUAUCUCAGGGAAUUGGCGAACCGGGAUACUUUGUUGUACCAAUUUUCGUCGAUAUCGAUCCUUCUGAUGUUCGAAAACAGGAUGGAAAUUAUAGAAAAUUCUUUGAUAAGCAUGAAGAAGACUUCAAGGAUAAUAUAGAUAAGGUACAAAGAUGGAGGUUAGCAUUGAAUCAAGUAGCUGGUCUCGUUGGUUAUGAUGUUCGGAAUAAAUCAGAAUCAGAUGUUAUUGAUGAAAUUGUUCAAGAUGCAGCAAGCAAAUUGAGACAUAGAUUCGCAAAUCUGGUUGAUGAUCUAGUUGGGAUGCAAUCUCGUGCAGAAGCAUUUGAAAGCCUUUUAGAUUUAGAAUCAGAUGAAGUUCGAAAGGUAGGGGGGAUGUGGGGGAUGCCUGGAGUAGGGAAGACUACUCUAGCUGCUGUUGUAUAUGAUAGAAUCUCUCACAGAUUUGAUGCUUGUUGUUUUCUUGAUGUAAGUAAAGUUUACGAGGGUCCUGGACUUGUCCGUCUACAAGAGAAACUCCUCUGGGAAACACUGCACUUAAAGAUGGAGAUAGGGGACGUGAACAGGGGAACCGAAUUAAUAAGAACCAGGCUUCAACACCUUAAAACUCUUAUUGUUGUUGACAAUGUUGAUCAUGAUGAUCAAUUGGAGAAACUGAUAGGAAAUCCCACAUGGUUGGGGCCGGGUAGUAGGAUCAUCAUAACAACAAGAGAUUCACAUAUCCUAAAGGUCUAUGGGGUGGAUGAAAUUUACGAGGUUAAACAUCUGAAUGAUGAUGAAGCUCUUCAACUUCUCUGUAGAAGAGCCUUCAAGCAAGAUGAUCCCUUGAGCGACUUUAAACGUGGGAAGAUCAGUUAG